Molecule: messenger RNA, 465 nt
Organism: Rhizoctonia solani
Lineage: Eukaryota; Fungi; Basidiomycota; Agaricomycetes; Cantharellales; Ceratobasidiaceae
Product: transporter protein SFT2
Exons: 6
Coding region: 1-465 (154 amino acids)
Biological process (GO): vesicle-mediated transport
Cellular component (GO): membrane
Source: RefSeq, a predicted model, not a curated record
AUGCCGAAAGGAUGGUUGAAUCUCGAGGGGGUGACUGACACACAGGUGUUCGAGAACGAGCCUGCUUUCAAUUUCGGGUUGUCGAGGACUCAGAGAUUAUACGGCUUUGUUGGUUGCCUUGCUAUUGGAUUUGUUCUCUCGCUAUUGGGUAGCAUUUUGUUGCUCAUAGGAUCCCUGGCGUCAUUCGCCCUAUUGUACACUAUUGGCAUUGUUGUGUCCUUAGUAGGAACUGGAUUCCUCAUUGGAUUCGGGAAACAACUGAAGCUCAUGUUUAAACCUGUACGAGUAGUGGCUACCAUUGUAUUUUUCGCGACUAUCGGCCUUGUAUUCGUUGGCGCAUUUGUGAUCAAAAUCGGGUUCCUGUGCAUCAUUUUCGUUAUCAUCGAGUACCUAGCCUAUACGUGGUACUGUCUGUCGUACAUUCCAUAUGCGCGCACAGCAGUCAAAAAUGUCAUUGGGUUCUAA